This is a messenger RNA of Haliotis rufescens (red abalone), 3183 nucleotides long. RefSeq names its product origin recognition complex subunit 4-like. Lineage: Eukaryota; Metazoa; Mollusca; Gastropoda; Lepetellida; Haliotidae. Gene Ontology annotation, cellular component: nucleus; nuclear origin of replication recognition complex. The record is from RefSeq and is a predicted model, not a curated record. The transcript is spliced from 13 exons. Bases 102 to 1409 code for a protein of 435 amino acids. Gene Ontology annotation, molecular function: DNA replication origin binding; ATP hydrolysis activity. Gene Ontology annotation, biological process: DNA replication initiation; DNA replication.
GUGAAGUUCGUGAGAGUAGCCUCCCUUUGAAUACAACCGCGGGAAAUAUCUCGUGUUAUCGUGUAGACAGAAGUUGCUUGUGUUUACGGCCACAUUGAAAUAUGGGCAAGAAGAAGGCUAAAGGGACGGCCAAACCCCCACCACUGGAGACAUCAGUGAAGAUGGUUCAAUCAAUUCUGAGAAAACGACUUGCACAAAUGUCAAGCCCUCCUGAAAUACAAGGCUAUACAAAAGAGAGGCAGCAGCUGUUUGACCUAUUGAAGAGGACAACGGUGUCUGGAGAGAGCAACUCCGUGCUGCUGAUAGGGCCGCGAGGAAGUGGCAAAACAAUGCUGCUCCAGAGUGUCCUGACUGAGCUGAAGGAGGAUGACAACAUCCAUCAGAACCUGCUGCAGGUGCAUCUCAAUGGCCUGCUUCAGACAGAUGACCGUAUUGCCCUGAAGGACAUCACAAGACAGCUGCAGCUGGAGAACACAGUUGGAGACAGAGUGUUUGGUUCAUUUUCUGAAACUUUACAGUUUCUUUUGGAAGCCUUAAAAAAGGGGAGCAGCCAGACGUCCAAGCCUAUUCUGUUUGUGUUGGAUGAGUUCGACUUGUUUGCUCACCAUCGGAACCAGACCCUGCUGUACAACCUGUUUGACGUGUCGCAGUCGGCACAGACGCCCAUCUGUGUGGUCGGAGUCACCUGCCGCCUGGAUGUUAUCGAGCUGCUGGAGAAGAGAGUCAAGUCCCGGUUCUCCCACCGGCAGAUCCAUCUGUUCAACACGCAUGGCUUCUACGACUUCAGCCAGAUGUGCACGUCCUACCUCAGUCUCACCCCGGGGGAGCUGGAUGCCACGGUCACUGAGCCCUGGAACACACACGUACAGGAACUUGUAUCGGAGCCGAGUGUAAGGGAUGUGUUGCAACGCCAGUUCAACCUCAACAAAGAUGUCCGGGGCCUCAUUGCAUUAUUGACACACCCAAUAUGUAGGCUGUCUCCCACUCACCCAGUUCUUGAGGCAGGGGAUUUCCUGGACUCCUUCAAGAAGCUCACAACGGACACAAAGUCUGCCAUGCUGCAUGGUGUGUCUAUCUUAGAGCUGUGUCUCAUUAUCGCAAUGAAACAUCUGAUGGACAUCUACGACGGAGAGCCCUUCAACUUUGAGAUGGUCUAUAGUGAGUACCUCAAGUUUGCGCAGAGGAAAUCCAGUAUGCAGGUGUAUGAGAAGCCAGUUGUGUUGAAGGCAUUCGAGCAUCUGAUGACACUGGAGUUUAUCCGGGCACUGGACGGGUCAGGAUCACGGGUACAGAAGGAGUACAAGCUGAUGUCACUGCUCAUCCACCCCAGUCAGAUCGUAGAUGCUCUGCAGAAGUACCCAAACUGUCCUACUGAGGUCAAACAGUGGGCCGGCAACUCCGUGGUCUGAUGUACCGCAUGGUCCUACUGAGGUCAAGCAGAGGGCCGGCAACUCCGUUGUCCGAUGUACCCCAUGGUCCUACUGAGGUCAAGCAGAGGGCCGGCAACUCCGUUGUCCGAUGUACCCCAUGGUCCUACUGAGGUCAAGCAGAGGGCCGGCAACUCCGUUGUCCGAUGUACCCCAUGGUCCUACUGAGGUCAAGCAGAGGGCCGGCAACUCCGUUGUCCGAUGUACCCCAUGGUCCUACUGAGGUCAAGCAGAGGGCCGGCAACUCCGUUGAUUGAUGUACCCCAUGGUCCUACUGAGGUCAAGCAGAGGGCCGGCAACUCCGUUGUCCGAUGUACCCCAUGGUCCUACUGAGGUCAAGCAGAGGGCCGGCAACUCAGUUGUCCGAUGUACCCCAUGGUCCUACUGAGGUCAAGCAGAGGGCCGGCAACUCCGUUGUCCGAUGUACCCCAUGGUCCUACUGAGGUCAAGCAGAGGGCCGGCAACUCUGUGAUCUGAAGGAUCUGAUCAAGCAGUGGUCGGCAAGUCUGAAUUCUGAAGUACCCCAUGGUUCGAUAGAAGUCAAGCAGUGGCCGGCAACUCCGUCCUCUGGAGUACCCCAUGGUCCUACAGAGGUCAAGCAGUGCCCGUUAACUCCGUGGUCUGGCUAAAGGAGGCAGCAACUUCCUAUUUUGUCAGUCUGGGAUAGACAGAGUUGUGGCGACUGAGACUUGUUAGAGAUUGUACAUGAAGAUAAAUGACACAUUGUGUAGAGUGAGUGUUCUGAUGAUGGAGUCAUGUUGGAGAUUACACUUACAGAUGAAGGACACAUGGGUGUUGAAUGGGUAAAGUGAGUGUUCUGAUGACAAGUCAUGUUGGACGCUUGGAAGAUGAAUGACACAUUGGUGUAGACUGUACAGAGUAAGAGUUGUGAAUAAACUUGUUGACAGAGAUACAAGGAAAAUGAAUGAUACAGCCAUUUCAAGGAACCAAUUCUUCCAGCACAAUUCUUCUGAACUUGUCCAGUCUCCUUCAACAUAAUGUACAGAAAUGUUGCAAAUUGUACAGCAUGGCAGAUGCUGAAAAUAUAUAAAGCCAAGUUACUGGGAUUUAAUGUUUGCUAGGCAUUGCAACUUAGUGACAAGAGGCAGUUUCAACUCAUUGUGUUCAUAUCAAUAACAGAAUAUUGACAUGACCAUGAUGGCAAGAAAUUUAUUGAUGAUUCUGAUGUCUGCAAUGACGAGUGCAAAGAUAUUUGUCAUUAUUCGUUAUGAACCUUGCUAGCUGAUUGGUUAGCUGACUGAGUUAGCAGACAGGCCUUGUGGACGUCAUGCGUCAUGGUGCUUGAUAUGAUAUGGCGUCAUGUCAUAACUUAUCCUGUUUGCACUCCUGAGUUACCAAGCUGAGAGUCUGGUCACAAGGUCAAUCUUAUUGUCACAGACAAGUUGUUAAUAUCCUCAACUCCAAAAGAAACACAAAGUUUUCUCUGAGAAUUUGGAACGGGAACAGUAACAUGCUAUAGAAAUAGAAAUAGAAACUAUUCUCCAGUGCCUGUUCUGCCAAUUCUGAUGACAAUGUGCCAUGUCUGAUGUGUGCGGAGAUGAUGUUGAGUUAAAUGUUGACCAACGUAAGGUCAAUGACAUUGGAGUUUAACCCAACCUACACCAAACUCUUUAAUGCUUGGUUAAUUCAAAGCAUUAUAUCAAAUGUUCAGAAUGGAAGACCAAUUUUGUUACACUGAGAUUAAAUAAAUUGUGGAUCAUAUUGAUAGAUGUAUAAAUAAAAAAUGAAACAGUUA